Messenger RNA from Linum trigynum, 6061 nucleotides. The record is from the annotation of a GenBank genome assembly. NCBI's taxonomy places the organism in Eukaryota, Viridiplantae, Streptophyta, Magnoliopsida, Malpighiales, Linaceae.
GAAACAAACAACAAACUAAACAGAAAGGAAAACGAUAAUGAAUCGAAACGGUCGAACGCGGCCAUCCAGAUAACUCACGGUACUUUGGGUUGGGCUUGGGCUGUCAAGAGGAACGGCGCGGAACUGCCAUGUACGCAUCAUUGACCCCCCCCCCCCCCCCCCCCCCCCCUCCCACCAAGCUUGAUCUUGCCCUCAAGGUCGAAGGUCGGGAAAUGAUCUCGAAUCUCGAGCACCUCCUCCCAUGUAGCCUCCUCCAUCGGAAGGUGUUGCCAUAGUACCAAACAUUCCUCCACAACCCGGCCAGCUCGCCUAGACCAACGAUGGUCAAGAACCUGCAGUGGAGUCGACUCGAGGCUACCAUCGUCCGCAACUGGCGGUUUCGACACCUGUUGUGCUUCCGCCUCGCCCACGUACUUCUUGAGCAGAUAAACAUGGAAAACAAGGUGAAUUUUCUCCAUAGGAGGAAGCACAAGCCGAUAAGCGACCGCUCCAAUGCGCUUAAGAACACAAUAUGGUCCGAAAUAUCAUGCCGCCAACUUCUGGGAGGCUCGCCUGAAAAUAGUGGAUUGGGGAUAUGGAUGCAGACGCAACAUGACUGAUUCGGGCUCAAUCGUACACUUUUUACCCCCCGGUUUCCUUAGUCGUUUGAGGCAUUUUUACUCCGGGAGGUUUGGUUUUACGCUGGGUUUUGUCUCGAUUUUGUGCAUUUUAGUCUAUAGCAGGUGAAACCAAACUCAAAGUCGAAAGUUGGACGAAAAGGCGAAAAAUCGGGUCAAAGGAUUGAGGCAGUUGCAGAUUAUGGUGAAAGCCAUUAGUUCACGGUCAUGGCGACCGUGAACUAGAGCCGCAAGCCGUGAACAUCAAGGCGUCCAUGGACAUUUUUGCUUUCACUGGACUCAAGUCAAGCCGCAGAUCGUGAACUGGAUUUAUGAGACGACACAUUUUGGCCUGGGAUCAUGGUCCACGCCUUGAGUUCACGGCUGUGAACGGGGACUCUGAUGUGAGCUCGACCUAUGUAUAAAAGGGGGUUUGAGCUGAAGGAGAAAAGGGGAGACAGAGACCAAGUGUGGGAAACUUCUUCUUCUUCUUCUUCAGAUUUUUAGAGUGAGAAAGUGACGAACCAAAGAUGAGAAGAAGCUAGGGUUUCAUCUUAAGGCAACGAUUUGGGAAUUCCUUCCCCAAAGGAGGAUCUCUUCAACACAAGGAGCAUUGCUCACAUCUACAUGAUGGUUUUCCUUCUUCUCUCUUAUGUUUUCCCUUCUCCUAGCAUGGAGUAGUCCCUUAUUUCACUUGGGUGUUUGUAAACCCUAGCUACAAUUAUGUGAAUGUUUGUAUGGAUUGAAUGAUUUGUGUGUGGAUGUGUUUUAAUGUGAAUUUGGAGGUACUUUCAUGAAAGAUUGUGUUGUGUGUUUGCCUAUCAAUCUAUUUGCCAUUCUAAUCUAGGUAGAAAGAAAACCCUCUUUCUUUGAAAUAGGCUUGUAAAGCUGGAUUUUCUAAGGCAAAUCUUGUCUCCUAUCUAGGUUAAUGUAGGGGAAGCCUCUUUGUUCGUAUUAGCACCUAGGGUUGGUUGUAAUUUGGCCGUCCAAAAUCCGAUUCGAGGGUGAAGUUUUGACAACCCUUAGUCAAUAGGUCAAGAGAGCUACUUUAGUGGCUUGAAUAGAAUUUCCUUGAUCUAGAGAUCGAGAGAGUGUGUUGGCUACUUGUUGCAAUUCCCUACGGUUUACAACCACCUUACCACAUGUGUCCAUUCGAUCCAACAUGUCAUAAUUGCUAGCUAGGGGGAGCAACACUUGGGUGAAGCCUUCUCAAUUAGUGUCAAAUUCAUUUACAUAGGAGGAUUGUGUGUGGUUCUUGCUAGGAAUGAAAGAGAAAAGAGUAGUGUUGGAGUAAGUUCUUAAAAGAGAGCAUUGGUUGUUAAAUGUAAUGUGGCAAGUGUUUUAAUCUCUAGUACCCCCUCAAAAAGAAAAAGAAAAAAAGAAGAAAGAAAAUGAAAGUAGUAGGAAAAAAAUAGAAAAAGAGGUAAUAAAAUGGGGCAAGAUAGGGGAAGAAUGAUGUUACUGCUUUGCUUGGUAAGUGAAAGUUGGGAUUUUUCUGGGAUAGGAGAUUUGAGCUUCAAGGAGAAGACAACACAUACUCGCUCGAGGCUAGGUUAUUACACAAAACAUUAUGAUAAUAGUAGUUGUUCACACAUACUAUAUAAAAGAAAGAAAAAUAAAACGACAGAGUUUAGAGUUCUAAGUGGAGAAUUGGGGCGAAAGGAAUCGGAUCUGCCACAUGUCUCACUCGUCGGCUACCUCUCAAUGAGUUGAAGGCCCCGGCUCAUCAUCUGGAAGGAGGCCCUGGCGACGAGCAAUCCACUCGAGCAGGACGGUAUGCCGGUCUAGCCGGGAACUGACUCCCACGACGUGGGUCUCAAUACUGUCCAUCCUCUCCACGAGGGGCACCGCAGAAGUGGAAGGACCGGCAUUUGAUGGUGCUGUUGCUGGUGGUGGUACAGGGCGCUAGAGUGAGGGACGGCAGCGGCGACCGAGAGCUCAAACAGGUGGCUGCUCUAGAGGUGGUGCCUCUACAUCGGGCUCCACUAGAGCCGGGUUAACUGCUGGCCUCAUGACUUCUAAGGGUCGAAGCCCAUCGAGGUACUCUAUCUCUCGCUCUCCCUGAAGCUCCAGCUUUCAUGUUGUAGAGAGUAGCCACCGGGAAGGGCUCGGUCAUGCUCUGGGUGGUAGAGGGCCUGGAAUGCGGUCUGGUAGCACUACAACAAAUUCGGUCUAUUAGGACAAAAAAUUUAUUUUGUCAUUUUGGUUUGUCACAAUAGGUAUGGUGAUAUGACAAAAAUAAUAUAUGUCCUAUUUGGUAUGCCUAAUGUGACAAACAAAUUGUUGUCAUAAUAAUUUGUCAUUUAAAGUAAUAUGACAAAUAGUUGGUGUCAAAAAUUAAUUUCUCAAAAUAGGUGUCCCAAAUGGGGAUGUAAGAGACUCAACAGUGACAAACUUCUUGUUGUCAGAAUAGUUCGCCAUUUAAAGUGAGUAAUGUGACAAAUAUUUUGUGUCACAAUUAAGUUUGUCAAAAUAGGCAUCCCAUAUCGGGAUGUAAGAGACACAAAAGUGACAAAUUAUAUCGUCCAAGUAGCUUUUGUCAUAUUAUGCCUUACUGAAUUGUUUAAUGACAAAAUAUUUUUUCACAACAGAUAGUAAUAAUCUCAUGGCGUGCUGACAAAAAGACAUGUUCGUCAUAAUAUAGUGGUUUCGGGUUUGACAAAAUGCAUGUGCUGUCAUAUUAUGCCUUCUCGUGAUUUUAUCUGUGGGUGGGAAAGGAAACUAAAAUUGCCGCUCUCCUUAAAAUCUUUUGACUAUUGUUUAUAAAAAAAUCUUUUGACUAUUGAAAAUUUUUAAGUUCCCUGCAGCCCGCCUUUUUAUUUUGGGAUUUGCUUUUAUUUUUCUUUCAUUCAAAAUAAAAAACCCAAAAAACUGAAUCUGUUUAUUCCCUCAUAAAAAAUGCUGCCAUUUUAAAAAAAAUUGCAUUAAAAAAUUUCUUUCUCCCUCACCUUCCACUCGGCACAUAGUCCAUUCCCCUCUCAUAGUCUCACACAAUCCCUUACCCAUUUGGUCGCCCCAACUCUCUAAAACGACCUUUCUUCUUCUUCUUCUUCUUCUUCUCAAUGGACGGAAACAUCUUCCUCUGAUCCUAUCUGUUCUCUUUUAUUCUUCUCCAAAUAACCAAAGGCCCAUCAAUCCUUCUGCCCCCACCACACAAAAUCCAUCUCUCUCCCAAUUCCUUCACGUAUACCCUUCUUCCACUUCUCAUCUCUCACGAUUUGACGAUGACGAGCCGAAUCCGACCGCCUCUUCUCCUUGGACUAUCACGCAAGACGACGAGCGAUUCCUCCAUGUGGAUCCACCCUUCGUCUCGGUUAAGAGGGAGAAGAAUCAGAAGACAGAUCAACCUCAGGCUCCUCCCUUCGUGUAUUCGUCUCGGUCGUUAAUCCACCCUUCAACUCGCCUUUGUGUAUAUGGUCGAUCACCUCAGAUGAGACAAUUGAGUGGGACUGGGGGUUAUUGGUGGCGAUGGUUGGCUCUACGCUGUCGUCGAGGUGAUGGCGAUGAGACGAUUGAGCUGUCUUCCCUCCGUCAGCCAAAUUCAAAAUCCAUUCUCCUUCGGCGAACUCGACGUUUAGCCGCUUUGGAGAGGGAUCAUGAGAACUAAAAUCAAUUGGGUGGUUGGUGGCGGAUUCGAGAGGCCAAGGGAUAGUGUGGAAGAACGCUCAGAUCUACAGGUUCUUUUGUGGUUUCUUCCUCCUCUCUUUCAUCCAUGAUUUUGUUCACCUUUGUAUUUGGGGUAUGUUCAUAGUUAGGGUUUAUUUUAAUUCUUUUCGGCAGAGAUUUCAGACAAUGAGGCUAGCAGUGGGGAGUUAAUUAAUACUUCUUUGUUGGGUGGUGGUGUGGGUAACACGAGGGGAUUGUAGUUCCAAAGGGGGUCGCUGUAAUCAGUAAGGUUCGCCUCAUAAUCCCCCAUUUAAGUGUCUUUCAUUCUAUUUGUUUUUCUCGAAAUCCACUUGUUUAAUGGUUGUAUUUGCUAUUGCCUUUAACAGAUAAGUUCAUCUUUUUUUAUUAGUUGAGUUUCUCUGAUUUGAGCUGGUAAAUGCUUUGUUGUUAAGUUAUGAAGCAUUCGAGUUGAGAGGUUCCAGCAACCCAGGGGAUUGAUUGGAUCCCAGCGAGAUACAGUGGUGGAUUUUGGCAGAUUAAGAGUGUUUUAGAGGAGAGGCAGAUUUUAGUGGUAAUCGGUUUACUCAGCGCUGUUUAAGAAACAUUCUCCUCACCCCAGAGAAUCUUUCCUAAGCAUCCCUCAAUGUCUCAUCCUCCUCUUGAUCAAAGUGAGUGAUCUUCUUCUUUCCACUGUGCAGUCUUGGAAGGAGGAAAAUAUCGGGUCAUGAACUUGUUGAGUAAAUAGUCCCAAGAGGUGAUGGAUAGAGCCGGACGGUUGUUGAGCUAUUAAGUUCUUUCCCCGCCAAAGAAUAGGGGAAGAGCCUCAAUCGCAAUACCUUCUCGGGGAUGCCAUUUAUCUUCAAGCUUCCCGCUAGCUCAAGAACCUUUGGACAUGCUCUUGUGGUGAUUCAUUGGCAAGCCCAUGAAAGUAGGUGAUAACGAUGUAUUUGCACGUGUUUGCACCCUCAUUUCUUAUCCGUUUGCGACUCCUAGUCGUGCAUCUUUGGCCUAGUUUACGCUAGGUUGUGCUAUUUUGUCACAUUUCAGGUCCCAAGCGUCAAAGGAGAGGCUAGACGCGAGUUUCAUGUCGUUUGGAGGUCGUUCGGUGGAGCUGGAGCAAAAACAUGGGCAGCCCUUUCAAAAACACGGUCGUGUUCCCCAUGCCGUAUUUUUACUGCCAAGGGCGUGCUCGUGAUGGCUGCUGAGGGUCAAAAACACGGGCUCCAUUGGACCAAAACACGGCCGACCUGAAGCAGAGUUUCCUUCACUCUAUGGAGUAAACUCUCUCUCUCACCUAGGUAUGAAGAACCCUAGAUUUGUAUGUUAGGGCUGGUUGUAUGAACCCAAGUAAGAAUUCUUUGAUAUUGAUUAUAUUCAAUUGAGGCAUGGUUUUGUGAAUUGCAUGAAUCCUGAUCAAAUUCGUGUUAUUCCUGCUUUGACCUAGAAUGAGAAUAUCUGCCUAGGUUGAUAGAGCACCCUUGAUUGAAGGUAGUGAAUUGACGACUCUAGUCGAGGAGCCAAUUCAUUAUUCUGUACUGGAUUUACUCAAGUAGAGGAGGUUUUGUACGUUAGGGCCUCCAUUUGUUUACUCUGUUGCAGGUUAGUCGCCCGCUGGAGACUCAGAUUGAGAGGAUCUGGAGACCUUUAGUCGAGACGACAGACUGUCUAAGAACCUCCCGUAGUAUAAUUAUCAUUGAAUCUGAACUUGUCAAAUUGCAGCUUGACUUAAUUGCAGCCUAGGGGGAACCAUAUCUGGGUGACCUCUCUCAAACUUGGAACACAACAUUUACUGCUUUUGUUUGCUAGUUUAGUUGGAACUUCACUACAGUUAAACCACUAAAUAAUAAGAAUAUCACGGA